Molecule: messenger RNA, 476 nt
Organism: Globicephala melas (long-finned pilot whale)
Lineage: Eukaryota; Metazoa; Chordata; Mammalia; Artiodactyla; Delphinidae
Product: large ribosomal subunit protein eL28
Biological process (GO): translation
Cellular component (GO): ribosome; cytosolic large ribosomal subunit
Molecular function (GO): structural constituent of ribosome
Source: RefSeq, a predicted model, not a curated record
CCGCCGCCACGAGAGGAGCUGCCGCCAUGUCCGCGCAUCUGCAAUGGAUGGUCAUGCGGAACUGCUCCAGCUUCUUGAUCAAGAGGAAUAAGCAGACGUACAGCACCGAACCCAAUAACCUGAAGGCCCGCAACUCCUUUCGCUACAACGGGCUCAUUCACCGCAAGACUGUGGGCGUGGAGCCGGCGGCGGACGGCAAAAGGGUCGUGGUGGUCAUGAAGCGGAGAUCCGGCCAGCGAAAGCCAGCCACUUCUUACGUGCGGACCACCAUCAACAAGAACGCCCGGGCCACCCUCAGUAGCAGCCGGCACAUGAUCCAAAAGAACAAGUAUCGCCCGGAUUUGCGUAUAGCUGCCAUCCGCAGAGCCAGCGCCAUUCUGAGCAGCCAGAAGCCUGUGACAGUGAAGAGGCAGCGGACCCGCCCCACCAAGAGCUCCUGAGCAAUCUGUCCCCUUCCCCAAUGCAAUAAAGCUGUC